This is a messenger RNA of Nannospalax galili (Upper Galilee mountains blind mole rat), 1506 nucleotides long. RefSeq names its product coiled-coil domain containing 24 (gene Ccdc24). The transcript is spliced from 9 exons. The record is from RefSeq and is a predicted model, not a curated record. Bases 332 to 1330 code for a protein of 332 amino acids. NCBI's taxonomy places the organism in Eukaryota, Metazoa, Chordata, Mammalia, Rodentia, Spalacidae.
GGGAAGAGUUUAUCUUGUUGCUGCCUUCAGUCUCUGGGAACGAGGAAGUAGUGGGCUGGGUGGGGCUAGAUGUUCUUCCACUUCCUUGAAGUCGAAAAGUCAAAAGCUGAGUGCUGGGGAGUGAGCCUUGGGGUUCGCUGUGCGCGGGAUUAACUUUGCUGCCGAAUCAUGGGUGAGGGGUGGGGCUUGCGUGGUUUCCCUGGUGACGUCUCGGAGAGGGGCGGGACUAGGCCCGGUUUCCCACUGCUUGGCUUUCCGAAGCCGCCAGGAUCUCGACCCCGAGAGUCUGCUAGCAGCAGAGCACCCAACGUGGACCGGAGGCGGGGCCUUGAUGUUGGAGCGGGUGGAGCUCGGUCUGGUCAGGAGGCAGCGGCGACGGCAGGCCAUGCCCCGGGACUCCCUGUCACUGUGGGAGUUGGUGGAGGAGCACGUACCACGCCCGGAGCGACCUGAAGUGAAGAGGAUUCUGGGGGAGGCAGCGGUGGACCUGAGCCUGGAGUUAAGAAAAGAGGUGGUGAUACUACAGGCACUGCUCCUAGAGGCUCAAUCCUCUCAAGCUUCAGAGUCCCAUCCCAUCUCUGACCCUCCCUCUCUUCUGGCACCAUCUCCCCUCCUGAAGAACCUCAUGCGCCAAGAACUCCGGCAGCUACUUCAAGGCCUUCGCCUUAAGGCCAUCUGUGAGGGCAGGGACCAGGCCCAGGCAUGGGCUCAAUAUAGUCCCAGAGUCCUUCACUUUGCCUUAGAGGAGCCCAGUUGCAAAUCACCACAACAGAAACUCUUCCAGAUGAGAGCUGGAGAGCCCAGGUCUGGGGUGAGCAACACAGGGAGGGUGACUUUACCUGCCAGCAGCUAUCACAGGGACCUAAGCAACAUCAAGGACCAACUGAAUGUGUCUAACAUUGACCAGGUUGCCGGACACUUGAGGAGCCUUCUGGAGGAGGAGUGUCACAUGCUGAAGAGGGAGAUCUCUAAGCUGCAGCACUGCCUGGAAGUGGAGCAGAUGAAGGCUUGCCAGCCCUCCAAGGCAACCCUAGAGCCCACUCUGGCAGAGUUAAAGGAACAGAAGAAGGCCAUGGAACGGGAGCUACAGGUCUCUCUAGGGCCAUCCUGUGUCUCUCCUAAGCACAGGCAGCAGCCCUUGGGGUCUUCUGUUCAGGGCCUCAGGCCCUCCUUUCCUUGCUUCAGUGGCUACUUGCCUGCACCUCCUUUGGAGCGCUGCCCCCACCCGAGGGGUCAGGCCACCACCCACCGCUGGGGACGGCAACUUCGGUACAGCCAUUGGGACAAGCCAGUUUCAGUGUCCAGUGUAGCGUCCCAGGCCCUAACCUGAAGGGCUGGCCACAAAAACAGGCUUCUGCUGGAACUCACCCCAUCUACUGCUGCCUCCAGCUGCUAUGGCCCUGCCAGUUUCUGCUUGUCUUACGUGAGCUCUCAGUCUCCCAAGGCUGUGUAUUGGUCUGGUUCUUAGCUCCACCCUUUGCCAGGUCACUGAUAUCUAGGACUGAG